Molecule: messenger RNA, 723 nt
Organism: Saccostrea cuccullata (small rock oyster)
Lineage: Eukaryota; Metazoa; Mollusca; Bivalvia; Ostreida; Ostreidae
Product: peritrophin-1-like
Exons: 4
Coding region: 1-663 (220 amino acids)
Cellular component (GO): extracellular region
Molecular function (GO): chitin binding
Source: RefSeq, a predicted model, not a curated record
AUGGGUUUUCCACUUUAUAUAUUGAUAUUUGCAGACCAAUGGUCAAACGUACCUAACCCCUGUAAGAACAAUCACAAUAACCAGCUAUACUACCCCCACCCUCACGACAAGGCCAAGUUUUUACAGUGUACGGCAGAUGGGGAGAUGUACAUCAUUCAGUGCCCCCAGGGGAAGGAGUACAACCCCUCUGUCACCAGCUGUGCUCCCCCCGUCACCACCACGCCAGCUCCGGUCACCAUUGGAUUUAGGAAUCCCUGUACAGCAGAAGCGAUAGCUAGGGGACAGAUUUACUUCGCGUACCCCAACGACAACACUAAGUUCAUGGUGUGUGAGGGGGUGGACCAGGUCAACAUAAUGGUGUGUCCCUCUCCGUUAAUCUGGGACAAUACGAGGCAGUCCUGUGUCUACAGCGCCACCAUCGGACAGACGCCACCGCCGGCCGCCACCACCGUGGCACCAGAUUCCUCCCUGUCGACUUGUCAACACAUGACGGUACCACCAGAAGGGAUCUAUUUCUCCCAUCCUAACCCCUCCAAGUUCAUCCAGUGCUCCCCGGGGGGUACAGCAUACGUCUUAACCUGUCCGGAGGGGACGGUCUGGAAUGAGUUCAAUAAAUUAUGUGUCUCCCCGUUUGGUACUGCUACAGCCGCUCCAGCAUUCUAAAGAAUCCGUGAUAGUAAAGAAAUGUUUUACUUACUGUGUAAAUAAAUUUUUCAAUUUAUA